AUGUCCCAGAUCCCCAAAACCAUGAGGGCAAUUAAGCUCACGGCGCCCGGCCAGUUUUCAGUCGCGGAGAUUCCGACACCACAAGUGCAAGCCGGCUCGGUUCUGAUCAAGGUGGAGGCGGCCAUGGUUCAACCGCAAAUACGCAACAUCUUGAACGCGGUGGUGCCGCACUUGAGGCUGCCGUACCCGGUGGUGCCUGGGUCCAACGCGAUCGGACGCGUGGUCGAGGCCGGGCCGGACGCGGUGGUGCUGGAAAAGGGCCAACUGGUGCUCAUCAGCUCGUCUGUGCGGGCGCGUGACGACCCAUCGGUCCAGGUGGUCUGGGGCGUUUCGGCAGCAGGAUUCGGCCAACGCUCCGAGCAGCUGUACGCCAAGGUGGCGCGCAACGGGUCAUUUGCAGAGUACCUGCUGGCGCCGCUGGAGAACACGUGUGUCCUGGACGAGCGUCGACUUCUGGGCGGCGGGCUAGGCUACAAAGUGCCGGAACUGCUGCAUCUGUCGGCCGACGCGGUGUCGUACGCAGGCCUGCGCAGCAUCGACCUGCAAGCCGGGGAGCGGAUCAUCGUCACUCCCGCCACGGGCUUCUUCAGCACCAGCGCCGUCGAUGUCGCCGUUGCCAUGGGCGCGAAUGUCGUGGCCGCCAGCCGCAACGGCGACUAUCUCGCCCGCCUCAAGACGGUUCACCCGGAGAUCGAAACCGUUCGAUUGACGGGGACGGAUUUCGAUGCAGACAAGAAGACCCUCGCGGCGUUUGGGCCCGUUGAUGCCGUCGUCGACAUCUCCCCGCCAUCCGCUACGGGGUCUAACAACCUCGCUGCUGCGGUUGCCACCUUGAGGCCUUACGGUCGUGUCUCCCUCCUGGGUGGCCGCAUGGACCCGUCAAUCCCGAUUUCUUACAUGGACGUCAUGUGGAAGAGUCUCAAGAUCCAGGGCAGUCUGAUGUACACUCGUGAAGACCAGCUGGGCGUCAUCAAACUGGUUGAGUCGGGUCGGUUGAAGCUCGGCAAGGCUGGUGGCCAUGAAGUUGUGGCUUCGUAUCCUCUGGACCGUCUGCUGGACGCCGCUGAUCAUGCGGACAAGGCUAACAAGUUGGGACAAUUGGUUUGUCUUGAACCCUAG
This is a messenger RNA of Exophiala dermatitidis NIH/UT8656, 1119 nucleotides long. Its product is annotated as alcohol dehydrogenase. Bases 1 to 1119 code for a protein of 372 amino acids. The record is from RefSeq and is a predicted model, not a curated record. Lineage: Eukaryota; Fungi; Ascomycota; Eurotiomycetes; Chaetothyriales; Herpotrichiellaceae. Gene Ontology annotation, cellular component: mitochondrion. Gene Ontology annotation, molecular function: oxidoreductase activity. The transcript has a single exon.